Molecule: messenger RNA, 9265 nt
Organism: Alligator mississippiensis (American alligator)
Lineage: Eukaryota; Metazoa; Chordata; Crocodylia; Alligatoridae
Product: sodium channel protein type 2 subunit alpha
Exons: 27
Coding region: 260-6235 (1991 amino acids)
Biological process (GO): membrane depolarization during action potential; sodium ion transmembrane transport; neuronal action potential
Cellular component (GO): voltage-gated sodium channel complex; axon; plasma membrane
Molecular function (GO): voltage-gated sodium channel activity
Source: RefSeq, a predicted model, not a curated record
GCCAGCUGCACCACGGCCGCGCCCUCCGGGGCUGGGGCCGCUGCGGCUCACGUGCGGGGGGGCCGCCGCCCAGACUGGCUCGGGCUCUUUGCAGUCAUUGGCGCUGGCUCCUGCGGGCGGCGGCUGGUCCCCGGGGCAGGGGGGAGAGGAGCCAGUAGCUGGAAGGCGGCGGUGGCGGCAGCAGCGCGGGCGGGAGCGAAGCAGCAGGACCUUCUUACAAUUUAGGCUAAUGAGGACUUAACAUUUGCAGAAUGAAAAGAUGGCACAGGCAAUGCUGGGACCACCAGGACCUGACAGCUUCUUCUACUUCACUAGAGAAUCUCUUGCAGCUAUUGAAAAACGUAUUGCUGAAGAAAAGGCUAAAGGAGACUCCAAAGAUGAAGGUGGUGAUGAAGGAAAUGGCUGCAAGCCCAAUAAGGACUUGGAGGCAGGAAAAACACUGCCAUUUAUUUAUGGUGACAUACCUCCAGGAAUGGUGUCUACACCACUGGAAGACAUUGACCCAUACUAUAUCAAUAAAAAAACUUUUAUAGUAUUGAAUAAAGGGAAGACAAUCUUCCGAUUUAGUGCCACACCUGCCUUGUACAUUUUAUCGCCUUUCAGUUCUCUUAGGAAACUAGCUAUAAAGAUUUUGGUUCAUUCAUUAUUCAGCAUUUUUAUUAUGUGUACUAUUUUAACCAACUGCGGAUUUAUGACAAUGAAUAAAACUCCAGAAUGGGCAAAGAAUGUAGAGUACACUUUCACUGGAAUUUAUACUUUUGAAUCUCUUGUAAAAAUUAUUGCAAGAGGCUUCUGUAUAGAUCAUUUUACUUUCCUUCGAGACCCCUGGAACUGGCUUGAUUUCACUGUUAUUACCUUUGCGUAUGUAACAGAAUUUGUAAACCUAGGCAAUGUUUCAGCUCUUCGAACUUUCAGAGUAUUGAGAGCUUUGAAAACUAUUUCUGUAAUCCCAGGCUUGAAGACUAUUGUGGGAGCUUUGAUUCAGUCUGUGAAGAAGCUCUCGGAUGUAAUGAUUCUGACUGUUUUUUGUCUGAGUGUAUUUGCACUAAUAGGGCUGCAGCUGUUCAUGGGCCACUUGAAGCAUAAAUGUUUGCUGUGGCCAAAGGAAAAUACUUCUGCUUUUGACAAAUAUGUUGCCCCAUACUUCAACGAUACAGUUUUUAUGUGGGAGGAGUACCUUGAGAAUGAAAGUCAUUUUUAUUAUUUAGAAGGACAAAAAGAUGCCCUACUUUGUGGUAAUGGCACAGAUGCAGGUCAAUGCCCAGAAGAUUAUAUUUGUGUGAAAGCUGGUAGAAACCCCAAUUAUGGCUACACAAGCUUUGAUACGUUCAGCUGGGCAUUCUUGUCACUGUUUCGCUUGAUGACUCAAGACUACUGGGAAAACCUUUAUCAGCUGACCCUACGAGCUGCUGGCAAAACAUACAUGAUAUUUUUUGUUCUGGUGAUUUUCCUGGGCUCUUUCUAUCUAAUUAACUUGAUCCUUGCUGUUGUUGCCAUGGCCUAUGAUGAACAGAAUCAAGCAACCCAAGAAGAAGCAGAACAGAAAGAGGCUGAAUUUCAGCAGAUGCUUGAACAGCUGAAAAAACAACAAGAAGAAGCUCAGGCAAUAGCAGCAGCUGCAUUUGAAAUAACAGAUUUCAGUGGUGAAGGUAGGAUUGGUAGACUUUCGGAGAGUUCUUCAGAAGCAUCAAAGUUGAGCUCAAAGAGUGCUAAAGAAAGGAGAAAUCGAAGGAAGAAAAGAAGACAGAGAGAGCUGUCUGCAGGAGAGGACCAAGUGAAGGAUGGAAAGCUUCCAAAGUCUGAAUCAGAUGGCAGUAUCAGAAGAAAAGGUUUCCAUUUCUCAUUAGAUGGGAACAAGCUCACGUAUGAAAAGCGUUUGACUUCACCCCAUCAGUCUUUGCUGAGCAUUCGUGGUUCCAUUUUUUCUCCAAGGCGCAACAGCAGAACAAGUCUGUUCAGUUUCAGAGGUCAGGGAAAGGAUAUAGGAUCAGAAAAUGACUUUGCUGAUGAUGAGCAUAGCACUUUUGAAGAUAAUGGAAGUAGAAGAGGUUCCCUCUUUGUGCCAUGCAGGCAUGGUGAACGGCGCAACAGUAACAUUAGUCAGGCCAGUAGAUCAUCAAGGAGGUUACCGAUGCUUUCAGUGAAUGGGAAGAUGCACUGCACUGUGGAUUGCAAUGGUGUGGUUUCCUUGGCUGAUCGACAACCUUCUCUUUUGUCACCUACUGGACAACUUCUGCCAGAGGUGAUAAUAGAUAAACCAACUACUGAUGACAAUAGCACUACUACAGAAAUAGAAAUAAGAAAGAGGCGGUCUAGUUCCUAUCAAGUAUCAAUGGAUUUGCUGGAAGACCCUACUAUAAGACAAAGAGCAAUGAGUAUAGCCAGCAUACUCACAAACACAAUGGAAGAACUUGAAGAAUCCAGGCAAAAAUGCCCACCCUGCUGGUAUAAAUUUGCCAACACUUUCUUGAUUUGGGACUGCUGGGAACCUUGGUUAAAUGUAAAGCGCAUUGUUAAUGUUAUUGUCAUGGAUCCAUUUGUUGAUCUUGCUAUUACCAUCUGCAUCAUUUUAAACACACUCUUUAUGGCCAUGGAACAUUAUCCAAUGACUGUACAAUUUCAUGAUGUGCUUGUCGUGGGAAACCUGGUUUUUACUGGAAUCUUCACAGCAGAAAUGGUUCUCAAGAUAAUUGCCAUGGAUCCCUAUUAUUAUUUCCAAGUAGGCUGGAAUAUUUUUGAUGGCAUUAUUGUUACUCUUAGUUUGGUGGAACUUUUUUUAUCAAACGUGGAUGGAUUAUCUGUUCUUCGAUCAUUCAGAUUGCUGCGAGUUUUCAAAUUGGCAAAAUCUUGGCCAACACUAAAUAUGCUAAUAAAGAUUAUUGGCAACUCAGUGGGGGCUCUUGGAAAUUUGACCUUGGUGCUGGCCAUCAUUGUCUUCAUUUUUGCUGUGGUUGGUAUGCAGCUGUUCGGUAAAAGCUACAUGGAAUGUGUCUGCAAGAUCUCUAAAGACUGUGUACUUCCACGCUGGCACAUGUAUGACUUCUACCAUUCUUUCUUGAUUGUAUUCCGAGUGCUGUGUGGAGAAUGGAUAGAAACCAUGUGGGACUGUAUGGAGGUUGCAGGCCAAGCUAUGUGCCUUAUUGUUUUCAUGAUGGUCAUGGUGAUUGGAAACCUAGUGGUACUCAACCUCUUUCUGGCCUUGCUGCUGAGCUCAUUUAGCUCAGACAACCUUGCUGCUCCAGAUGAUGAUAAUGAAAUGAACAACCUCCAGAUUGCCAUGACAAGGAUUCAGAAAGGAAUAGAUUAUGUGAAAAGAGAAGUGUAUGAAUGCAUCCAAAAAACUCUUUUCAGAAAACAGAAAGCUCCAGAUGAAGUAAGAUCCAUUGAUCAGCUAACAGAUAGGAAAGACGGUUGUAUUUCAAACCAUACUGUAGCUGAAAUAAAGAAAGACUUGCGAUAUCGCAAAAAUGAAAAUGGAACUACUAGUGUUGUGCUUGGCAGUGAUUAUGCAUCAUUCAUAAACAAUCCAAGCCUUACUGUUACAGUACCAAUUGCUGUUGGAGAAUCUGAUUUUGACCAGUUAAAUACAGAAGAAUUCAGCAGUGAGUCAGAGCUGGAGGAAGGCAAGGAGAAGUUAAACAUUUCAAGUUCCUCUGAAGGAAGUACAAUUGAUCUUGUUCCUGCUGGAGAAGAAAAAGCAGAGGCUGAACCAGAACAAACAUCAGAACCAAAAGCCUGUUUUACAGAAGGCUGUGUACGACGGUUCAAGUGCUGCCAAAUCAAUGUAGAAAGCGGGAAGACAAAAGUGUGGUGGAACUUUAGAAGAACCUGUUACAGGAUAGUAGAACACAGCUGGUUUGAAAGCUUUAUUGUUUUCAUGAUUCUUCUCAGCAGUGGUGCUCUGGCUUUUGAAGAUAUAUAUAUUGAACAGCGCAAGACUAUUAAGACUAUACUGGAAUAUGCUGACAAAGUCUUCACUUACAUCUUUAUUCUAGAAAUGGUCCUAAAAUGGGUGGCCUAUGGCUUUCAAGUGUAUUUCACUAAUGCCUGGUGCUGGCUGGACUUCCUGAUCGUUGAUGUUUCUUUGAUUAGUUUAACAGCUAAUGCGUUGGGCUACUCAGAACUUGGUCCAAUUAAAUCACUUAGAACACUAAGAGCCUUGAGACCUUUACGAGCUUUAUCACGAUUUGAAGGAAUGAGGGUGGUUGUGAAUGCCCUUGUAGGAGCAAUACCAUCUAUUAUGAACGUACUUCUGGUUUGUCUUAUAUUCUGGCUAAUCUUCAGUAUCAUGGGAGUUAAUUUGUUUGCUGGCAAGUUCUUCUCCUGUGUUAACCUCACAAAUGGGGAACGUUUUCUGGCAGAUAAAGUUAAAAAUAAGAAUGCUUGUGAAUAUCUUAUGGAAAACGAUGAUAAUGUUCGGUGGAAAAAUGUGAAAGUAAAUUUUGACAAUGUCGGAGCCGGCUAUCUUUCUCUGCUUCAAGUAGCGACAUUUAAAGGAUGGACGGAUAUCAUGUAUGCAGCUGUUGAUUCUGUAGAUAUAAAUAUGCAGCCCAGCUAUGAGAUUAGCUGGUUCAUGUAUAUCUAUUUUGUCAUCUUUAUCAUAUUUGGCUCAUUCUUCACUUUGAACCUUUUCAUUGGUGUCAUCAUCGACAACUUCAAUCAGCAAAAGAAGAAGCUUGGAGGUCAAGACAUCUUCAUGACAGAAGAACAGAAGAAAUAUUACAAUGCAAUGAAAAAACUGGGCUCCAAGAAACCACAAAAACCUAUACCUAGGCCAGCGAACAAGUUCCAAGGUCUGGUGUUUGAUCUUGUUACAAAGCAAGCAUUUGAUAUCACCAUCAUGAUUCUUAUCUGCCUUAACAUGGUCACAAUGAUGGUAGAAACAGAUGAACAAAGUAAACAAGUGACUGAUGUUUUAGACCAGAUUAAUGUGGUCUUUAUAGUCCUUUUCACUGGAGAAUGUGUCCUGAAACUGUUCUCACUCCGUUAUUACUACUUCAAAAUAGGCUGGAACAUUUUUGAUUUUGUAGUUGUCAUUCUCUCCAUAAUAGGUAUGUAUCUAACUGAUUUGAUUGAAGAAUAUUUCGUGUCCCCCACCUUGUUCAGAGUCAUCCGACUUGCCCGAAUUGGUCGAAUCCUGCGACUCAUUAAGGGAGCUAAAGGGAUUCGCACUCUGCUCUUUGCUUUGAUGAUGUCUCUUCCUGCUUUGUUUAACAUUGGCCUCCUGCUCUUUCUGGUCAUGUUUAUCUAUGCCAUAUUUGGAAUGUCCAACUUUGCCUAUGUUAAGAGGGAAGCUGGGAUUGAUGACAUGUUUAACUUUGAAACUUUUUGCAACAGCAUGAUCUGCCUAUUUCAAAUUACCACAUCUGCUGGUUGGGAUGGCUUGUUAGCACCAAUUCUUAACAGUGGGGAGCCAGACUGUGACCCAUAUAGAGUUCACCCUGGAAGCUCUGUUAAAGGAGACUGUGGUAACCCUUCAGUUGGGAUUUUCUUUUUUGUCAGUUACAUUAUCAUAUCAUUUCUAGUUGUAGUAAACAUGUAUAUUGCUGUGAUUUUGGAGAACUUCAGUGUUGCAACUGAAGAAAGUGCUGAGCCUUUGAGUGAGGAUGACUUUGAAAUGUUCUAUGAAGUUUGGGAAAAGUUUGAUCCAGAUGCAACACAGUUCAUAGAGUUUAGUAAACUGUCUGAUUUUGCAUCUUCACUGGAUCCUCCUCUCCAUUUACCAAAACCAAAUAUAAUUCAGCUUAUUGCAAUGGAUCUGCCCAUGGUAAGUGGUGACAGAAUUCACUGCCUGGACAUCUUGUUUGCUUUUACAACACGUGUUUUGGGUGAAAGUGAUGAAACAGAUGCACUUCGAAUAGAAAUGGAAGAACGUUUUAUGACUGCAAAUCCUUCCAAAGUCUCCUAUGAACCAAUUACAACCACAUUAAAAAGAAAGCAAGAGGAAGUAUCUGCUACUGUUAUUCAGCGUGCUUAUAGACUAUACCUUUUAAAGAAAUCAGUGAAAAAAAUUUCAUUUAUGUAUAGCAAAGAUAAAGUUGAUCUGCCUAUGAAAGAAGAUAUGCUUAUCGAUAAGCUGAGUGAAAAUUCAGGUCCCGAAAAAACAGAUGUGACCUCAUCCACAACCUCUCCACCAUCCUAUGAUAGUGUAACAAAGCCAGACAAAGAAAAAUAUGAAAAAGACAAAUCAGAAAAAGAAGACAGAGAUAAAGAUAUCAGGGAAAGUAAAAAGUGAAAGAAGAUAAAGACAAAUUGUUCAUGACAAAUUGUUUUCAGCCUGAGAUGGUGAUAUUUUUGUCAAUAGGACUCUUUUGGGAGCUCUAUGCCAAACUGACAUAUUUUUACAAAUAUACCCACAUACUUAAGGUCAGUGCCUAUAUAAAGACAAUGGCCCCUCAUUAUCCAACUGUGACUCUGUAACGGGGGCAACAACCUUGCCAGGAAAUUAGUUUUCAUGACCAGUUGGCCCUAAUGAAGAGACAACACAAAAUGGCUACUCAGACUGUAGGGACCAUUGUAAGGGGUGCAAAAUUAUAAUUAUGUGUAUGUUAACAAAAAUACGUUAGUGGAGCAGUUGUAUCCACUGUGUGCAUUUCAACUGCCACAUUUGUCCUAGUGUUGUAAAAAGUUUUGUUGGUACAAACAUUUGUUUUAAUUCAGAUUGUUCUAUCUGGUUUUUUAUGUAGAGAAGAGAUCAUUACUCUUUCACAAAUAUACCCAUGUCAGCUAUUUAUUUUAAUGGAAUAAUGAGGUGUUUAUGAUUCUCUUCAAGAUUAUUAAAACACACACCCCAUCCCCCUAUACCACUGUGUCUGAGGCCUUGUACAAACUGUUAGUUUCUCCUGGGAGAGUUGCUGCACUCCCAGUAGAAACCACAAGAGUACAGAAGUUCAGGCUUUUUCUCCCAGAGUGAAAAUGGCUGCUCCAGGAAAAAAUAACAUGGGAACAACCAGGGUUAAACCAGUUCCACAAGAGUUUAUCCUGGGAGUGCAAAUGUCUGUGCAUACUGAUGAUACAAGCUGAUCCUGGGCAGUAGGGGUAGCCAAUCAAGGCUACCCUAUGUACUGCUACUAUGUGUUAACAGGCAGAUUAAGGGAGCCUGCAGAACAUACUGAGAUGUGUACAUAGUACACAUUGGGUGUGUGUGUGUGUGUCUGUCCCCGCAGCUGCACAGUGUUAGCACUGCAAGCUCUCCACUCUUCAGGGUCUUAACAUUCAAAUGUCUGUACAUGUGGCUCUGGGUAUGUUUUUUUUUUGUUUUGUUUUGUUUUGUUUUGUUUUGUUUUUUACCAUAAGAACAAACCUGAGAGAAUUCUCCCAGAUUAUAUGAAUGUGUGUACACAGACUAAAACAGAGCAGCAAUCACAAAAAGAUGACAGAAGACCAUAAUAUCAGUAAAUGCAAGUUAUCAGUAAAUAAAAGCAGAGGUGUCAAUUCUUGGAAGAAGGUUAGAUGUUGGUACAGAAUGAGUUUAUUAGUUUCCAUUUUUUCUUAUUAGUUUAGAUUCCUUUGAAGUAUGUAAUUGGUUAGUUGUUAUAGUCUGAUUUUCUGUCAUGUUCAGGUAGACAUGAUUUACAUGAAGGCAUGCUACUUUAUAGCUCAUGCAUGGAAAAGUAUGAAGUCAGAGAACAGCAGAGUUAUUGCUACUUCCAGGUUUCAAAGUGGCUCUUAUUCUGAUAUAUUUUAAAAAUAUUUGUAUUGUAGAGUAGCCAUAAAGAUCACAGAGUUGCACAAUGGAUUUGAAAAUAUAGAAUGGUGAUUUUUUUUUAAAACAUAGACCUUUUAAUGUCAUGCAGUCCAUACUUCAUCCAGGGUCUGGAUCUACAACCUAUGAUGAUUAUUUUCAAUGGGAAUAGACCAUUUAAGAUGAAAAAUGGAGUUGCAAGUUUAAAUCAGUAGGAAAGAAUAGUACCCUUUGGACAAGUAUUGCCUUGAUUUAUACCUCAGGCUAACAAUACCUGUUGCAGUUGUACAUGGGAGAGAUGUGAGAAAAGAUGUAAGUCAAGGAAUUUAGUUCUUAUUUUUUUUCUUUUUUUUUACUAUAUGAACUUAAUCUUCCCUAAAAUACCAAAAUGACCAAAAGGAUAUAGUUAUUCUGCUUUAUUCUGCAAUGUUGUUUUAGAUGUCUUCUGUUCCCAGAAAGACUAACAUUGUACUCAAUAACUAAGUGCCCCCUGUUAUUUAAAUAGCUCACAGUGGUGCAUGUUUGAGCAAGGAAAUAAUGACCUGAGCACAGUAUUUAUUGCAUCAAAUAUGUACCUUAAUAAGUGUAGUUUAUAAAUUUUCUAUAGAUACAAUCCAAUAUUCUCUACUAGUAUAAACAUAUGGAGGUAUCUGCACUCACUGAUGCAUGCUUACCUUGCCCUUGCUGCUGUAUCUUACACCUUCCAAAGCUUAGAAGGCUAAUAGGGGAAGCCUUGUGUCAGUGGUAAAGUGAAACAGUUGUUCACCAAGAGUUCAUUCAUCUCGGUAAGCAAUAGUUUGCUACUAGAUUUUCUUUUGUGAUUUUUUAAUUAAUCAUAUAGUAUGUAACCAGAUUAUACAAAACAAGUAAACUGCUUAACUUGAUGAAAAUAUGGGCUUAGAAAAGAGUUUUAUAAUAAAAUAUAAAUAUUAUUUUAAAAAUCACUUUAUUUUUAGCAUUUUGUACUUAUAAUGAGGAAUUACACUUAUAUUCAAGUUGUUAUCACAGUCAUUUUUAUUCCUUCUAUCCAAGACACAUCAUUGAAAAGCUUCAGAUACAAAGAAGUGAAUGGAUAGUUGUAAGUUUCUGGUUAUUAUACUGGAACUUUAUUUUAAUAUUGAAGUAAUUUUAAAUAAAAUGGGAACCAUAGUUCAUUUACCCCUGAGUAGGUUGUUCUUUAUAUGUAGAAGUUGAAAGGGAAUUUAAAAAUGUUGAAUUCAUAGCACUGUCUGCAUCAAGUUUCAAGGUAGUCUUAAUCAUGGAACUCUUGCUCUUUCCCAGCAUUUCUUUACAUAGACAAUUAUUCUUGUUGAUUCACCUUUUACUUGAACUGUUCUAAAUAUAAUUGGGAAUCCACAGCUUUUUCCACAUGAGCGAAGUUGUGAACAUGUAUAACCAAUCAGAGCAGGAUAUCUUGUGAUUCUUGCAUAAGGAGAAAUUAAAGAUAGGUACAUUCUUUUUCUAAAACUAUUGGCUUGUAGUGUAUUGGUGAACUGCAUGCAGGAAAAUGUUUUACCAUAAAUAACAGUAAUCUACAUUGCUCAUAAGCCAAAAGAAUAAAGACUAAAUUUUUAUCCUCUA